AAAAACACAUAUUUCGCUGAAUCACUUCAAUCAGUCAAUCAGUGUUUAAGUGAAAAAAAAACUUUUUUAAAUCUUCAGUGUCGUUGUUGUCACUGAUCUUUGGAUCUAUUUAUUCAUUCAAUCAAACAGACAGACAGAUAGUUGUCUUUUAGUUAGUUAUUUAGAUUAUAAUAAUAAUGGAUCGCUUGUUAAGAUUGGGCGGCGGUUUAGGCAGUUUAGGACAGGGUGCCGCACCAACCGACGGCCCGGUAGUGGACACCGCCGAACAGGUAUACAUAUCAUCGUUGGCUUUGCUGAAGAUGUUGAAACACGGACGGGCCGGCGUACCCAUGGAAGUGAUGGGCCUGAUGUUAGGCGAAUUUGUCGACGACUAUACCGUACGGGUGAUCGACGUGUUUGCUAUGCCACAGUCGGGAACGGGUGUUAGUGUAGAAGCAGUUGAUCCAGUAUUUCAGGCUAAGAUGUUGGACAUGUUGAAGCAAACUGGUCGGCCAGAGAUGGUUGUCGGUUGGUAUCAUUCGCAUCCGGGUUUCGGUUGUUGGCUAUCGGGUGUCGAUAUUAAUACACAACAAAGUUUCGAAGCCCUCAGCGAACGGGCAGUGGCCGUCGUUAUCGAUCCGAUACAGUCGGUUAAAGGCAAAGUAGUUAUCGACGCCUUUCGGCUAAUUAAUCCCAAUAUGAUGGUCUUGGGUCAGGAACCGCGUCAGACGACCAGCAAUUUAGGUCAUCUGAAUAAGCCGGCCAUUCAAGCCCUGAUACACGGCCUGAAUAGACACUACUAUUCCAUUGCCAUCAACUACCGGAAGAAUGAAUUGGAACAGAAAAUGUUAUUGAAUUUGCAUAAGAAAUCGUGGAUCGACGGCCUAAUGUUGGACAACUAUGACCAACAUUGUUCCCGUAAUGAGAAGACGGUAAUCGAUAUGUUAGAAUUGGCCAAAUCGUAUAAUAAGGCCGUCGAGGAAGAGGACAAACUAACAGCGGAACAGUUGGCCAUCAAAAAUGUUGGCAAACAAGAUCCGAAACGACACUUGGAAGAGAAUGUGGAUGUAUUGAUGACCAACAAUAUUGUCCAAUGUUUGGGUGCUAUGCUAUCGACAGUUGUAUUCAAAUAAAAUAAAUAUACAAUUGAUUUGAUUUCAUUUGAUAAUUAUUUCAUUUUUUUUUAUAUAUAUAAUAAAAU
Oppia nitens is the source of this 1180-nucleotide messenger RNA. It is a transcript of the gene Rpn11, whose product is annotated as 26S proteasome non-ATPase regulatory subunit 14. Gene Ontology annotation, cellular component: proteasome regulatory particle, lid subcomplex. Gene Ontology annotation, biological process: proteasome-mediated ubiquitin-dependent protein catabolic process; protein deubiquitination. Lineage: Eukaryota; Metazoa; Arthropoda; Arachnida; Sarcoptiformes; Oppiidae. The record is from RefSeq and is a predicted model, not a curated record. Gene Ontology annotation, molecular function: proteasome binding; protein binding; metallopeptidase activity. The coding region runs from base 177 to 1112 and encodes 311 amino acids. The transcript is spliced from 3 exons.